This is a messenger RNA of Anarrhichthys ocellatus (wolf-eel), 2097 nucleotides long. It is a transcript of the gene eloal, whose product is annotated as elongin A, like. The record is from RefSeq and is a predicted model, not a curated record. Gene Ontology annotation, biological process: transcription elongation by RNA polymerase II. The transcript has 11 exons. Gene Ontology annotation, cellular component: nucleus; elongin complex. Lineage: Eukaryota; Metazoa; Chordata; Actinopteri; Perciformes; Anarhichadidae. Bases 23 to 2032 code for a protein of 669 amino acids.
CGGUUGCACGUGAAUCACCGUGAUGGCCAGCAGCUCUGAUGUGGUGAAGAAAGUCAAGCGGUUCAAACUUCAGCUGACAGACACAGCAGAGUCUGCUACGGUUGUAAAGAUUUUGCAGAAACUUAAGGAUCUCGAUAUCACAUUAGACCUUCUUGCUGAAACUGGAAUUGGCAAAACCGUAAACUCCUUGCGCAGUCAUGUACAGGCUGGAGAAUUGGCCAAGUCGCUAGUCAGGGGUUGGAAAAGAUUGGUCCCUAAGGAAUCCAGAAGCCACACAGAGGAUGGGGAUGCAUCAGAGGGUUUGUCUGUUAAAGACAAACUGGAUGACCAAAGCUGUCCAAGUAAUGGAAGUCUUACAAUGAAGGAUUCAAACAACAAUUGCUUAAAAUCUCACAUUAAGAGUCAGAAUUCUUCAGAAGAAGCCCUCUUCAAAACAGGCAGCAGGAAAGCUGAUUCGGAGAAACAGUGUAAAGAACAGAAAAGACACAAGGACCAGAAUAAAAAUCAAGAAAAAUGUCAACAAAAAAACCAGCUUAUCUCUCAGAAUGACAUCUUGAAAAAGAACAUUGAUAUCCAAGAGGAUCAAAUGGACAAUUCAGUUGUCUCCAAGAAGAUGAAAAGGAAUGAGAGAGACGGAAAAUCAAGAGAUACUGAUACUUUGCUAGCAAACAAAAACUCAGAGGACGCUCAUGGACAAUCCAGCUUUGAUAAUGGAAGAUUUGGGUCAGAAAAAAAGUCAAAUAAGAAACUAAAAGAAUCAUCCAGAGAAGGCAAAGAAUCUUUUUCAUUUGAAUCCAGUCACAAACACUCAGAAACAUUAAAGCUGGCCAGUGUCAAAGAUGACAUAUCUUCUGAAAUAUUGAGGACUUCAGAGGCCCAAAACAAAAAAAGGAAAAAAACAAGUAAAGAGAAGCACGGAACUCUAAAAUACAAUCAAGAGUCUGAAAAAAAGGGAAAUUCACAAAAAAAAAAGGCAAAAAUAAAGCACAAAGACAAGCAGAGUGAGUCCGAGGAUCCCUCCUUGUCUUUUGAAUCAUACUUGAACUACGACGUGAAUGUUUUCAAGAGGAAAGAAAGAUCUGGAGUGAAGAAACCGCCCAAAACACUCAAGACUGUAGUAAAAGAGGAAGCAACUAAAGGUCCUGGCAUGAAACCUUUCAGGUCACACGUGAUGUCUAUAAAUGUUACCUCUCCAACACAGAAGUUUAAGGAGUCUGUAAUGGAACUGCUUCCAUUCACCAUUCUGACACCCGCUGGUCUGCCUGAAUGUGAAAAACCAUUUGGUGUUGAGUACUUUGAGAGGAAAGUUGAGAGGGAGUCUGAGUUCUGUGACUUCUCAGAGGAGUCUGCGAUCUUCACUGGUCAACGACUCAACAAAAAGAUGCAAGUGUACUCUGGUGCCAAGACCGCCUUCCUCCCAACCAUGAUGAGCUUGCACCAGCAGUGUAUCCGCACACUCCAGAAUAACAUUAACUUGCUUUAUGAAACUGGCGGAGUCCCGUUUGAAAUCCUCGAGCCGGUGUUGGAGAGGUGCACACCAGAGCAGCUGCUACGCAUUGAAGAAUUCAACCCAAUCUACAUUGGAGAGACAGACCACUUAUGGGGGACACAUUGCCAGAGGGACUUCAAACACUCCAAACUUCAGGAGUAUGAAUCAUGGAAAGAGAUGUACGUCAGGCUGUCUGAGGAGAGGGAAAGGAAACUCAAAAGGCUCACAAAAAGCAUCGUCUCGGCCCACUCUACUAAACCCAAAGGUCGGCAGGUGAAAAUGGCAUUUAUUCACACUGUUGCUAAGCCACCGAGAGACGUACGAAUUCAGCAAGAAAUUCAUGGAACAGCUGUUCAGCAGCCUCAGCUCCGGUGCAGUGUAAAGGUUCAAGACAACAGACCGAGGCCGAGUAAUGAGCCCAGCAGGUCCAGCAGCACCAGUUCAGGGGCAGCCAAUACACAAGACCCUCGCAAAAAAACAAGAGUUGCUCCAAUGAUGGCAAAGUCCUUAAAGGCAUUUAAGAAACAGCUGGGACGCAGAUAAAUGUGCUUAUAUGAUAUUUACAGUGUGUGGAUGUGGGGAAAGUGCACUCUAUCAUUCAUUAACUU